Cucurbitaria berberidis CBS 394.84 is the source of this 675-nucleotide messenger RNA. RefSeq lists its product as uncharacterized. NCBI's taxonomy places the organism in Eukaryota, Fungi, Ascomycota, Dothideomycetes, Pleosporales, Cucurbitariaceae. The record is from RefSeq and is a predicted model, not a curated record. The coding region runs from base 250 to 615 and encodes 121 amino acids. The transcript has a single exon.
CAUUACCAUGCUGAUCGUAGUUGGCAGUUUGUCGGCAGGCGAAGCAUUGUUGUGCGAGUGAGUCGGCGAGACCAAGCUGGUCAAGCAAUUCAGAGCUCCGUGGGUACAGGGUGAUGGCUCGACCAUAUUGGUCCUGUGACGAUUUGGCAUAUUUUUCGAUGAUUUUGAUCUUGUGUGUGGAACGGGGGAGAUUGCGGGCGAGUUGGUAAGCGGUUAUAAGACCUAUAUUUAGUGUUUGCGAUAUCACAUAUGCGGAUUGCGGGGUGGGUUGGUAUACCUACAGGUCCUCCACCAACAAUGAGGACAUCAACCUGUUCAACUCCGAGCUCUGAAUUGCUCAUCUUGUUCUGUUCUUGGUCACUAAGCUUUGGAAUACCAAGAGGCUCUGCGACCUUAUGCCGGGCCAUCUUCACAAGCUUCAAGUUGUCCAUCGCACCAUGGGUACGCCAUUCAUGGACGCAGGAUGGGUUAAGCGUGCCGGCGAUAACGGCUCGCCAGAGCCAAUUGAGAUAUAUUGACCAAUGGGAGAACGAAGGAAGCAGAUGGCCCCAUGACGGCUGCUGGGAUGCGCAGGAGGAAGCGACCGAAGAUGGGGGUUCAAGGGCUGUGGUGUAGAUGCCGAUGAUAAGAUAACGGAUGGGGGACGCAAGACAAGUCUAGCACACCAUAGAUACU